CUGAAAUAAGUGAAAAACCUUAAAUCAAGAUAGAAAAACAGCUAUUUUAUUACUUUUAAUAAUUGUGGAAAAUCAUAAGAUGGAAACCUAAAGUAAUAGAAACUACGAAAAGAUAUACUUUUAUCAUUUGUAUUUGCUAAUGAAUAAUAUAUUGGAUCUUAAGGUUAAGGAGCAGGCAUAUGUAGGUCAGAUUAUAAUACAGGUACAAAUGUACAAGAAGGAAAAGAAUAGACACAUGAAGAGGCGCAUAAAAAAAUAUAAGGGCCUGUUUAACCAAUAUUACUAAUUACAUUCUAAAUUGAACAUUACUGAUAUAAAUUAAAAGAACCAAAAAGGCUUAGAUAUCAAUCAAGAUUAUUCAAUUGAUAACAAUCAAAGUUUUUGAAUCACGUUUUAAAUAUUGGCC
Molecule: messenger RNA, 406 nt
Organism: Paramecium sonneborni
Lineage: Eukaryota; Ciliophora; Oligohymenophorea; Peniculida; Parameciidae
Source: the annotation of a GenBank genome assembly